This is a messenger RNA of Xiphophorus hellerii (green swordtail), 4190 nucleotides long. It is a transcript of the gene stk3, whose product is annotated as serine/threonine kinase 3 (STE20 homolog, yeast). The coding region runs from base 155 to 1654 and encodes 499 amino acids. Gene Ontology annotation, cellular component: cytoplasm. Gene Ontology annotation, biological process: protein phosphorylation; protein tetramerization; signal transduction. The transcript has 11 exons. Gene Ontology annotation, molecular function: protein serine/threonine kinase activity; ATP binding. NCBI's taxonomy places the organism in Eukaryota, Metazoa, Chordata, Actinopteri, Cyprinodontiformes, Poeciliidae. The record is from RefSeq and is a predicted model, not a curated record.
AUCGUUUGAGGAGCUCCCCCUCAGCUGGCCCUCCACUAGUUUAUGACAAACAGGCUAGUUUGCGGACAAUGUCCGUAUCUUUUCUGCUCCUGACUUAGCCGGCAUCAUAAGUUCAUAUUUUUGUUGUUUUUUUUAGAUUUUAAGGGUUAGCGUCAUGGAGCCGUCAGCGCCAAAAAGUAAGCUGAAAAAGCUGAGUGAGGACAGUUUGACCAAACAGCCAGAGGAAGUGUUUGAUGUUCUGGAGAAACUUGGCGAAGGCUCCUAUGGCAGCGUAUUUAAGGCCAUCCAUAAAGAGUCGGGGCAGGUGGUGGCCAUCAAGCAGGUUCCUGUGGAGUCCGAUCUGCAGGAAAUCAUCAAGGAGAUCUCAAUCAUGCAGCAAUGUGAUAGCCCUUAUGUUGUAAAAUAUUAUGGAAGUUACUUCAAGAACACGGACCUCUGGAUUGUCAUGGAGUACUGUGGAGCUGGAUCUGUUUCAGACAUCAUCAGACUGCGAAACAAAACUCUGACAGAAGAUGAGAUUGCCACUAUCCUCAAGUCAACGCUAAAGGGUCUGGAGUACCUUCAUUUUAUGAGAAAGAUCCAUCGUGACAUUAAGGCAGGAAACAUCCUUCUCAACACUGAGGGUCACGCCAAACUGGCUGACUUUGGAGUUGCGGGGCAGUUAACGGACACCAUGGCGAAAAGAAACACUGUGAUUGGUACUCCAUUCUGGAUGGCUCCAGAAGUGAUCCAGGAGAUCGGCUACAACUGCGUAGCAGACAUCUGGUCUCUGGGCAUCACUUCUAUAGAAAUGGCAGAGGGGAAACCUCCUUAUGCUGACAUCCACCCGAUGAGAGCUAUCUUCAUGAUCCCCACCAACCCUCCUCCUACGUUCAGGAAGUCGGAACAUUGGUCAGAAGACUUCACAGACUUUGUCAAAAAGUGUUUGGUCAAAAACCCAGAGCAGAGAGCAACAGCAACACAGCUUCUACAGCAUCCGUUCAUCAGCCAGGCCAAACCUGUGACGAUCCUCAGAGAUCUGAUAACAGAGGCCAUGGAGAUGAAAGCCAAGAGGCAGCAGGAGCAGCAGAGAGAGCUGGAGGAGGAGGAUGAUAACUCUGAGGAGGAGACGGAGGUGGACUCCCACACCAUGGUGAAGUCGGGCUCUGAGGGUGCUGGGACCAUGCGGGCCACCAGCACUAUGAGCGACGGGGCCCAAACCAUGAUUGAACAUGGCAGCACCAUGCUGGAGUCCGACCUGGGGACCAUGGUCAUCAACAGUGACGACGAAGAGGAGGAGGAAGACCAAGGGUCAAUGAGAAGGAAUGCCACCCCCCAGCAGCCCAUACGUCCUUCCUUCAUGGACUACUUUGAUAAGCAGGACUCCAACAAGGCGGCUCAGCAGCAGGAAAACUACAACCGCAAUCAGCCGCCAGAACAGCCUGGCUACCACAUCCAGUCCAAAAAUGUCUUUCCUGAUAAUUGGAAGGUCCCGCAGGAUGGAGACUUUGACUUUUUGAAGAACCUGGACUUUGAGGAGCUGCAGUUGCGCCUCACUGCCCUGGAUCCCAUGAUGGAGCGGGAGAUCGAGGAGCUGCGGCAGCGCUACACCGCCAAGCGGCAACCCAUCCUGGAUGCAAUGGAUGCUAAGAAGCGAAGACAACAGAACUUUUGAGGGCUCUUCCAAUCCUUCCUCCCCUUCCAAAAGCCAGCAGCAAACUUCUGUCCCAGCAGGAGAACAAAGACCACCAUGUUGUUCUUACCUAAACCCUCUCUAAUGUCCCAACUAACUGCUAACUGGCCUCUGAAUGAAGUUAGAUGCUUUCCUUCCUGGAUGACGUCUGUUUCUCUGCAAUUGCUGUGAAGCCGUUUUCUGGUAAACGCUGAUCAGGACUGUGGGCAAAAAAAAAAUAGAGAAGUGACCCCGAGGCCAUCUUAAAAAGGAAUUUCCUCUUUUCUCAGUGAACUGUCAGCCUUGGAGUCAGCAUCAGCACAUAAGGAAGUCAGUCCUGCAGCAGGAGCAGCUGUAGAAGCAGCAGAUUUAAUGAAGUGCUUUUUUUUUUUAUAUCCUUUUUCUUCUUCAGACUCUUUACUUCUAAUGUAAAUAUAACACAGAGCCUAGUUUGGAAAUAACCUCCAUCAGAUGCUGUGGAGGUUCGACUAUGACCAAAGACAAUCAGAAUUAUGCUGACUUUGAGAAUGCCUUAAAAUAACGAGCAAUGUAGUAAAACGCCAAGUAACGGGACGUUUGUACCGUGCUUUGGUUUGGAGGGAAAAUAUUAAAGCUGUAAAGGUCGGGUUACGUACCACAGAACUUCAAACUUAUCAGUCUUUAUGAUCUACUUUUGGGUUUGUUUUAGUUUUCAUUUGUGGGGUUUUUUUUGUUGUUUUUUUUUUUGCACCGUCUGCUUUAACAGACUUCAUGUAUCUUAGUGCCUCUUCGGUCAAACACAAACACAUCAUCCUCUUAGCUCACAGUGAUGUUAUGCAUUCAAAGUCAGAGACUUUUAUUCUGCUAAUUGAUCCAGAUGAAGGAUGACUAAGCAGUAAAAUAAAACUAUUUGUUGAAAAAUCUCCUGAAGUUGUUAAAUGAUUAGAUUUCAGAUUCGUCUCAGAAAUUAGGGUUAAGACACAUCAACUAAACUAAAGCAAAGAAGUAGUUAUCGCAUCUAACUACAACAAUUACAUUUUAAUUCCUCUUUGUUGCUUCAUUUUUCAGAUUUUCCCUGCAGCAGUCGUGCAGGGCUACGUUUUGUUUUCUGUCGAUGAAGGAAUACAGUGUUUUAGGGUAAAAUGCUCUUUUUCUUUUAAACAUAGAACCUGUUGGCACACAGAUAUGUGGCUUCCUUUUGUAAUAAAGUAGCUGUGCCUAAAAAUCAAAGAUAAUCCUCAAUAAACUGGGCAGAGGUUAUUUUCCUUUUAUUAAGCUAGAGGGCAGCGAUGCAUUCACUGUUUAUCUGUAAAACAUCUCGCAGUGACAAGUUGUAACAACACUUUAAAAGCUAAAUUGAUGGUGAAAUAACGUUAGAGAUCAGAAUCGACCGAUUUUCAAUAAACCAAUAUAUAUUAUAAAUUCAUUAAGAGCAUCAAAACUAAUAUUUUCAGUUUCUAAAUGCAUCAACAAAUCAGGAAAUUAUGCAAAUAUCAUUUGCAAUUAAUUACAUUCUCUUCCCGAUUCUGUUUUCAGUCCAGUUCCCUCAAGUCUAUUACAUUUUAAUAAGCUGGUUUUGUCAGCUGGGAGCAACUACUGCACUGAGACUCGAUCAGGCUAAUAUCCUUUCAGGAUGCAAAGUAUGAAUUCAUUACAUCUGGAACAAAUAUUGCAUUUUAACCAAUCCUCUGAUAUUAAUAUCAGCUGAUGUGAUGUUUUCUUAUCAAGUUCCUAUGACACAAAAAGGGUGAUGUAAUUUUUUUUUAUUUUCUGCUGGAUUCAACUUGAUAAUCUGCUGCAGUAAUCUGCAUCUGAUUAAAUUUAAGCUGCAUUUUAUUGACAUUUUCAGGCUAAACUCUCAAAACAAUAUCAAAAAUACAAGCAUAUCUGGUGAUUUGAAAACUGUUAACACCUUUGACCCCUUAAAUAAGAUGCUGUCUUUUUUUAAAAGAAAUAUUUGCCUUUUUCUCUGUUUCAUGUUAACAAUGACCCUGAAUGAAAUAAUCCUGUCUUAAUAUCUUGUACACGUUUGGUUUUUUUGCAGGUUUCUGUUACAUAUGAAUGUGGAUCGCCUGUUUAUUUUGAAUAAACAGAUCUGUUACUGUGUCUCGCUGACUUAUCUGGAAUAAGCAGACAGUAUAAACGGGAUCAGCACUGUAUCAUGUAAACCAUAUCUGCUUCUCUUCAGAUUUGUUUUCCUUCUAAUCGAUAAGAAUUAAGUAAUUUGUAAAUUGUCACCUUUUAAUUUUAGGGCCUGGAGUCUGCGCCGAUAAAUUGCAUAGGAAUAUGAUUCUCCUGUGUUAGAAUCGGGGUUUUUUUAAUUAAUUAUUUAUUAAACGUGAUCUUGACUGUUGAAAUUUCUGCCCAAACAGAUGUUUUGCCGUCUUUUCGACUGUGCAUGUUUGCAUUUUAGAGGGAUGCUUUUCUAGUAAGUGCACAGUUAAUAUGGAAGAUGAUUUAUUAUGUUUGAUUUCAUUUAAAAAAAAAAAAUUAAAAUAGGAAACUGACUCAGCUGUCCCUGUCACUUGUGCGAAAUUAAAUAAAUUUAAGUUUGUGUUAA